AUGUCCCUUCUGAAUCUGGAGCAGAAGGGGGAAUUCUUCAUCCGAGAUGAUCCAGAAUCCACUCCACCGAUCUCGUCAUUCGACCAAAAACAGCCAUUCCCACCCCUACCCCCCGAUGAGCUUGAAACAACAGGGGAAGCUCCAGAUAACAGCUAUCCAGAUGAAGACGAUCAGGAUAUAGUUUCCUCUCCGCAUCAUGGAGUCGAAGUAGGGGACGAUUUGGACUUCCACUCUCACUACUCUCUAGGCGAUCAAUCCUUCUCCGAUGCCUCUACGGACUCGAACGAUGAGCAGUCGCCCGAGGAUGGGAUCGCGAUGCACCGUCCUUUCCGGCAGUCAGCCAGCUCACUUCACGGACCUAAUGCAUUUGCGCCGCCAUUCUACAACAGGCCUCCGACUCCGUUGCCGCCAUCCCCAUCGUUGACGUCUUUGCUUAGGCCCCCUUUCUCCACCACCACCUCGCGGCCAACCACUCCUGAUAGCUCCGACGUUGAGACGCCCAAUGAUACUGAAGCAGCUGUCGCAAAGUCGGCGCGAAGGGCGACAACCGUGCCUCGAGCAAGUCCAAAGGUGCCGACUUAUGAGUAUUAUGGAUUUGUCUUAUACCUCGCAUCAUCACUGGCGUUCUUGAUUUACAUCCUUUGGUCGUAUCUUCCAUCGCCAUUUCUACACCAGCUUGGAAUUUACUACUACCCCAACCGUUGGUGGUCGCUGGCGAUUCCGUCCUGGCUAGUCAUGUCCAUCAUCUACAUUUAUGUCGCCCUGGCAUCCUAUAACACCGGAUACCUGACCUUGCCGAUGAAUAGCGUGGAGAAUAUCGUGGACGAAGUUGCCAAUGUAGCGGUCAUUGAUGGAAAAGGCAGACGACGACCGGGCGGGGCAGCAAAAAUGCGACCUGGCGCGACUUCGUUCCAGAUCAUGGGUCCGCAGAACCGAAGAGUGAACUGGAAGGAGAUUUGGAGCGAAGGGACGGACGCGGUCCUAGAUGUCCCGGUCGGUGGAGUGUGCGAAGUACUCUACGGCCAGGAAAGGGACGAUGAAGAGGAUUGUGAAGAAAGUGUAGCUUCGUAG
Aspergillus calidoustus is the source of this 1071-nucleotide messenger RNA. NCBI's taxonomy places the organism in Eukaryota, Fungi, Ascomycota, Eurotiomycetes, Eurotiales, Aspergillaceae. The record is from the annotation of a GenBank genome assembly.